AUGGAAAUAAAUAUAACUAGUUUUCCAGCUCAACAUUCGUUGAAUGAGGCCCCAUCGAGCCGAGAAACAAAUCCAAAUCACUCAGAAAUACAACUUCAUCAAUUGCCUUGCAACAUUAACCAUAAUGGAAAAGCCAAUAUCGAAAACUAUUUUUUGGUAAAUGCAUUAGAUAAAAAAAAUCAAGAUAUGUAUACUUUAAUAGAUAUGGAUAGACCGAGUUCUAGACCAACGGAAACCCUUUACGAGUCAUUUUUUCGUGGCCGUCGUCUUAUAGGUAGACAUGUCAUGCUAGACGAUGAAUACGAAGGUUGUAUAUUUAAAGAAUCAUAUACGCCCAAUAAAUCAGGUCCAUUAGCAAUAAACAUGGAAAUUGAAGAAAGGAGAACUUGGGAAACUUCUCAUAAGUUUCAUUCUUUUAUUGUAUGGGAACAUAAUACUGUUUCUUUACCUUCGAACAACCGAUUAUUAAGUUCUUUGGAUUGGUUAGAAGUCGCUAAUGCUGUGAGUGAUAAUUUUAUUUGUUUACAAUCAUAUGUAGUUGAAAAAUAUAUGCUAAAUUUCAAUGCCAACCUAGGUUCAUGA
Molecule: messenger RNA, 582 nt
Organism: Cetraspora pellucida
Lineage: Eukaryota; Fungi; Glomeromycota; Glomeromycetes; Diversisporales; Gigasporaceae
Source: the annotation of a GenBank genome assembly